This is a messenger RNA of Carassius auratus (goldfish), 1828 nucleotides long. RefSeq names its product checkpoint kinase 1 (gene chek1). Gene Ontology annotation, cellular component: cytoplasm. Bases 172 to 1560 code for a protein of 462 amino acids. Gene Ontology annotation, biological process: DNA damage checkpoint signaling; protein phosphorylation. Gene Ontology annotation, molecular function: ATP binding; protein serine/threonine kinase activity. The record is from RefSeq and is a predicted model, not a curated record. Lineage: Eukaryota; Metazoa; Chordata; Actinopteri; Cypriniformes; Cyprinidae. The transcript has 13 exons.
CGUCACGUCUCCAGAACGCGCCAAAGUUUGGACGGACUCUCUUAUAUAAAUACGAACAUUUCUGUCUAGACACUUAACGGGUGUGUUUAAAUAUACCAGCAGAAUAAAUAAACAACCUGCAUCAAAUGAGACAGCUUCAACACUGAUAUAAGUGACACGUAAGAUCCGAUCAUGGCUGUGCCUUUUGUUAAAGACUGGGAUGUGGUGCAGACCCUUGGAGAGGGGGCCUACGGAGAGGUGCGACUACUGGUCAACAAGAAGACAGAAGAGGCAGUGGCGGUGAAAGUUGUGGACAUGGCAAAAGCCAAGGAUUGUGUAGAGAAUGUGAAGAAGGAGGUUUGCAUAUGCAAGAUGCUUUCACACCCAAACAUCGUGCGUUUCUUUGGGCACAGGAGUGAGGGGACGACACAGUACAUCUUCCUGGAGUACUGUAGUGGAGGAGAGCUCUUUGACCGAAUCGAGCCAGACGUAGGGAUGCCAGAAAAAGAUGCACACAGGUUUUUUCAGCAGCUAAUAGCUGGUGUGGAAUAUCUUCACAGUGUUGGGAUUACACAUCGUGACAUAAAGCCUGAGAAUAUUCUUCUUGAUGAUAAAGAUAAUCUGAAGAUCUCUGAUUUUGGACUGGCCACCAUGUUCCGCCAUCGUGGCCGGGAGCGGGCAUUGAACCGUCUGUGUGGCACUCUGCCCUAUGUUGCCCCCGAGCUGAUGUCACGCUCAGCAUUCCAUGCACAACCUGCAGACACUUGGGCUUGUGGCAUCGUGCUCACUGCAAUGUUAGCUGGAGAGUUACCAUGGGACCAACCGAGUGAAAACUGUCAGGAGUAUUUGGAUUGGCUAGAGAAGAAAAUCUACCUCACACCCUGGAAGAAAAUCGAUGCUGUACCACUGAGUCUGCUAUCUAAGAUAUUACUGCAUAAUCCAGAGGACAGGAUCACCAUUCCUGAAAUUAAGAAGCACAGAUGGUUUAGCAGAAGUUUCAAAUCAGCAGUAAAACGCCAGAGUGACACACCAGUAUCCAAAAUGCAUAGGGCUGAUUCUGAGCUCUCACAGCUGAGAAGAAAAAACAGUGAUGACAGAGCACAGAUCUCCAGCUCUCAGCCUGAGCCGCAGGGAUUGUGGGAGGAGAAGGGGGUUACGGUGCACACUGAUGUCAGUGUCAGCUUUUCACAGCCUACCUGUCUUGACCACAUGCUGCUGGGCAGCCAACUGCUGGGCACACCAGGAGCCAGCCAGAGCCCGUGGCAGCGGUUGGUGAGAAGGAUGACUAGGUUCUUUACUACGGUAAAGGCAGAACCGUCUUGCAUUGCUCUCCGUGAUGCCUGUAUUGCUAUGGGUCACACAUGGAAACAGAGCUGCACCAAUCAGGCGACAGUUUCCACAAUGGAUCACCGCAACAGUAAGCUGAUCUUCAUAGUGCACUUCCUGGAAAUGGAGGAACGCAUUUUAGUAGAUUUCCGAUUGUCAAAGGGGGACGGUUUGGAAUUUAAGAAGAUAUUCCUGAAACUAAAACAGAAGCUGUCUGACAUUAUUAGCAACCAAAAGGUUUUGCCUCUGAAUUGAUGCGUGUCCACAUUUUUACAUGCAAAUCUGCUUUCACACGUGUACAAAGGUACACAAAGUUGUUUUAUGACCGUGGAACGUGUUCAGAUUUAUAUGUUCGUAGUUGUAGAUGUCUGUUUUUCUGAUCUGUAUCUGAAGGAAUGAGGAGAAGCUCUCGAGUUAAGUUUAUCUGUUCAUUCAUGUUCCGUUAAUAUGAAGAUAAGGUUUAAUCUCUGCCCCUUGACAAGAUGUGAGAUUCUGAACGUGUAAAUAAAUCUGUCAUUAAUAA